GUUAGCUGUCAUUCCGUCGAUUGGAAUGUGUUGGUAGAUGGUCUCCUAAGCGGGAGGUUGAUAUGCUGAAAGUGAAAAAGUUUCGCAUGUCUACUAUAAACAAUUCGUUAUCAUAGUUGAAUAAUAAGCUAAAAUCAUCGAGAUUCGUGUUGAUAUGUUUCUCAAUUCCGAAUUAAUUUUUGGUUGCAGUGUUAUCGUCUUAGGUUGUUGAAUACUCGCUGUGCCUAGAGUGAAGAACUUGCAAGAAUUGUAUGUGACAUAUGUGUAAACCCUCUGGAUUUUGAAGUGAUACAACGUUGAAUGGUUGAUUAUUACCGGGUUUAUACCAUCUUAUUCACGAAAUACACUGCAGAAGUAAUGGCUUGAAAGACUGUCUACCUGGUUCUGCUAUGAAGCGGCCGCUCAACCUUAUCGCAUUGGUGGCGGUCUUCACCGCUGCUCAAUUGAAAUCAACAUGUGCGGCAGCUUCCAGCAGGGACAUCGUGAAAACCUACAGCGAUCACCAAUCUGUCCACCUGUUCAAUCACCUGGUGAUCGACAAGAACACAGGUCGCGUAUACAUAGGAGCCGUCAAUAAACUCUAUCAACUAUCGCCAGACCUAGAACUGGUGACAACAGUUCGUACAGGUCCAGAGUUGGACGCUGACGAAUGCUCGGUACUAGAAUGCACUUCCACCGUCAACAAACAGAUGACCGACAAUGUCAACAAGGCCUUGGUCAUCGACUACACAACAUCCAGGCUCAUCUCUUGCGGCAGCUUGUUCCAAGGUAUCUGCUCCGUGAGGAACUUGCACAACAUAUCGGAUGGCGUGCAAGAGGUUAGGGAGGCUGUGGUGGCGAACAACGCUACAGCCUCUACGGUGGCUUUUAUAGCUCCAGGUCCACCAAACCCACCGGUUACUCAAGUGAUGUACGUUGGAGUAACAUUCACCUUGGGAUCCCCGUAUCGAUCAGAGGUACCUGCUGUCAGCAGUCGUUCCUUGGAGAAAGAUAGGAUGUUUGCAAUUGCUCAAACUGCUGUAACCACUGGCACGAGGAUGUUCGUCAACUCAUUGGCUAGGGAAAGGUACCCAAUCACCUACGUCUACGGUUUCGCCUCCGAGGGUUUCAGCUAUUUCCUAACCACUCAGAUGAAGCACACCACUUCUAGCCAGUUCAUCAGCAAGUUGGUGCGUGUUUGCCACGAUGAUGAGAACUACUACUCUUACACGGAGAUACCGAUUGACUGCAUUAGUGAGGCACAAGGUGGAAGGAAAUACAAUCUUGUACAGGCCGCUUAUGUGGGGAAGGCUGGUUCAGAUUUGGCGUCUGAUCUGGGCAUAACGGCACAGGAUGAUGUUCUGUUUGCCGUGUUCAGCGAGAGCGAGCCAGCGAAUUCCAAUAAGCCCUCCGAUCUAUCAGCGUUAUGCGUGUAUUCGUUGAAGGCCAUCAGGAGGAAAUUCAUGCAGAAUAUCAAGAACUGCUUCAGCGGAAAGGGUCAAAGAGGUCUGGAUUUCAUAUCUCCCAGCUUAACCUGCGUAUCUACGAAACUGCAAACCAUAGCUGAGGAUUUUUGUGGUCUUGAUGUGAACACACCACUUGGUGGUGAGCAACCUAUGUCGGCGAUACCGGUACUCUUAUUCAACACCAGGUUAACAGCUGUUGCAGCUACAUCUACAGGAGAUUUCACAGUCGUCUUCAUAGGAACUGCUUCGGGGCAUCUGAAAAAGGUGGUUGUUGAGUCGUCCACUUCAGCGUUGGAAUAUGGGGACAUAACAGUCGAAGAAAAUUCUCCAGUGAAUGCAGAUUUGCGAUUAGACUCUCAGCUUAUGCACUUAUACGUUAUGACGGAGAAAACGGUAUCUAAAGUCAAAGUUCAAGAAUGCCGCGUAUACAGAAACUGCCUGGAAUGUUUAGGAGCCAAGGAUCCGUACUGUGGGUGGUGUUCCCUGGAAAAUAAAUGCAGCCUAAGAUCCGACUGUCAAGAUGCAGCUAAGGAUCCGCUCUACUGGAUAAGCUACAAGAGUGGAAGAUGCACAACUAUAACCAGCGUUAUACCAAAUCAACUUCAAAGAACAACAGCUAGAACUCUGGAUCUCAUCAUAGACAAUUUGCCCAGCUUGAGUGGGCACUUUUUAUGUGCUUUCACCGCUUUAGAUAAAACGCUUAUCACUAAUGCUACAAGAAAAGGAUCUGGGGUCAACUGUACCACACCAAGAACUGAUCUACUACCUUCAAUACCUCAAGGACAACAUCAUUUCGUUUCCAAAUUAUCGGUUCGAAUGACAUCAGGACCUGAUUUUGUAGCGACCAAUUUCACAUUCUUCGAUUGUAACACCUAUAGCUCUUGCACGCAAUGUGUCUCGUCUUCAUUCCCUUGUGAUUGGUGUGUUGAUGGACAUAGAUGUACGCACGACACAGCAGAGAACUGUAGGAAUGAUAUUCUCGUUACUGGCAUCAGCAGGGCAGGUCCUAGCUACAGAUCAGGACCGGCAUUUUGCCCUACCAUCAAUUCAACAAUUGGAAGUUCACCAGAAAUUCUGGUGGCGUCAGGAAUUAAGAAACCCAUCAGGGUUAAGGUACAUAUCAUAGGACAAUUCAUAGUACAAACUAGAUUUGUCUGUCAAUUCAAUAUCGAAGGAAGAGUUACCAGUGUUAACGCACAAUUAUUGGGAGAUACAAUUUAUUGCGAUUCAAUGGAAUUUUCAUACACGUCUAGAGCUCCAAAUAUAACAGCUACAUUCGCUGUAAUAUGGGGUGGUUCGAAGCCUUUGGAUAAUCCAUACAAUAUUCACAUUGUUAUAUAUCGUUGUCGAGAUAUGGCAGAAAAUUGUGGUAUGUGCUUAGCCUUAUCACCGAAAUACGAAUGCGGCUGGUGUCAAAGCUCUGACCGUUGUGAAGUCAAAGACCAAUGUGAGAAAGGUUCAACAGUUUGGCUGAAUAGGAAUCAAACUUGUCCCAAUCCAGAAAUCCUAUCCUUCAGUCCACAAUUAGGACCUUGGGAAGGAGGGACUAAUAUAACUAUUCAUGGUAUCAACUUGGGAAAAACAUUCCAAGAUAUUUACAGGGGAAUUGUCAUAGCUGGAAUGAACUGCGAACCAUACGAGCAUUUAUACAUUCGAACUACUCAGAUUGUUUGUAAAGUUGAUGGCCCUGGUAGGAUAGAGGAUCGCGAAGGACCAGUAGUGGUUAAAGUUGAGGAUUACAGAGGAGAAUCUAAAACAAAUUAUCGAUUUGUUGAUCCGGUGAUCUUGGGAAUAUCGCCAAAAUAUGGUCCCAAGUCUGGAGGAACGAUGCUACAAAUUAAGGGGAAGUAUAUGAAUGCAGGAAGCAGUAUUCAAGCUUUCAUUGGAGAUUUACCAUGCCGAAUCGUGUCAACUGACGAAACUCAAGCUCUUUGUAUAACCAGUGCGUCCAAUUUGAUUACAAAGGAAAAAUUAAGAAUGAAAUUCGAUGAGAAGGCAGAUAGAGCUUUCGAUGAAUAUUUUCAGUAUGUCGAAGAUCCAGUCAUAUAUUCUGCCGAAUCUGGUAUACCUAGUUCUGUCAAGAUUCCGAAAGGUAUACCUGCCGGUGGGAUAAAAAUUUCUGUUACUGGUAAAAAUCUGGCUUAUAUUCAAAAGCCUCAAAUGUAUGUGUAUUACCAACAGAAAAUGUUCAUAAGCGAAUGCACAAUUCUGAGUAACGUGAGCAUGGUCUGUGGAAGUCCAAUUAUAGAAGUAGAAGAGGAGCUUGAUGCCGAUAAACCAUUGGAGCUGGAAUAUGGUUUCAGAAUGGACAACGUAACCGGAGUGCAAAACUUAACCAUGACCAAUAAUUUCUCUCCCUUCUUGCUGUUUCCAAAUCCAGUCUUCACGGAAUUUGACAAAGCUGUGAAAUAUUAUAAAUCGGAAUAUUUGAAUAUAAAUGGACAAAACAUUGACAGAGCGUGUCAAGAGUCUGAUGUCGAGGUUAGGAUUGGAAACAGUUUUUGUAACGUAACUUCUUUGUCACGUCAGCAGUUGACUUGUAGACCACCUGAGACUCAACCCCCUGCUUUAGAUAGCAAUGGGCUACCUAAUAAUGAAGAUUUACCAGAAGUGAUUGUUACAGUGGGAGCUUCAUUACGCUAUAAAAUUGGUCGUUUUUCUUAUUCUUCUCCGCAAGGAUUGAAUGGUCCAAUAUCCAAAGUUUCGCUUUAUUCAAUCAUCGUUAUCGGUAUAAUAAUAUUCUUCAUAUUUAUUCUAUUCUUGAUAGCGUACAGGAGGAAAUCUACUGAAAGCAACCGCGUACUGAAGAACAUGCAAGAACAGAUGGACAUUUUAGAGCUACGUGUAGCUGCCGAAUGCAAAGAAGCUUUCGCUGAAUUGCAAACAGAAAUGACUGAUUUGACGGGUGACCUGACUUCUGGUGGUAUUCCAUUCCUUGACUACCGAACAUAUGCGAUGAAAAUCUUGUUUCCCAACGUUGAUGAUCACAUAGUUUUGCAAUGGGAAAAACCGGAAUUGUUGCGAAAAGAAAAGGGUCUCAGACUUUUCGGUCAAUUGAUAAUGAACAAAACUUUUCUACUACUGUUUAUCAGAACUUUGGAAAGUAACAGGUAUUUUUCGAUGCGUGACAGAGUCAAUGUAGCAUCGUUGAUAAUGGUUACCCUUCAAAGUAAGAUGGAAUAUUGCACAGAUAUAUUGAAGACAUUACUGGCAGAAUUGAUUGAGAAAUGUAUCGAAGGAAAGAGCCAUCCGAAAUUACUUCUUAGAAGAACUGAAAGUGUUGCCGAGAAAAUGCUAAGUGCUUGGUUCACAUUUCUGCUAUAUAAAUUUUUGAAGGAAUGUGCUGGUGAGCCACUGUUUAUGCUCUUCAGGGCUGUUAAACAACAGGUUGACAAAGGGCCAGUAGAUGCGGUGACAUCUGAAGCGAGGUAUUCUCUCAGUGAAGAAAAGCUCAUUAGACAAUCGAUAGAUUUUAAGCCAAUGACUGUUUAUGUAUCUAUAUCUCAACAAACGGUAUUUGUGGGAGUUCCAGAUCAUAAUACAGAUAAUGUUCCUGUUAAAGUUCUAGAUUGUGAUACGAUAAGCCAAGUCAAGGAGAAAGCUCUCGAUACUAUUUACAGAGCAACUCCAUAUUCUCAAAGACCUCGAAAAGACGAUUUAGAUUUAGAAUGGCGUACAGGAACAAGUGGUAGACUUAUCCUCUACGAUGAAGACAGUACUACAAAGGUAGAGGGUGAUUGGAAGAGAAAGAAUACUCUUCAACAUUACAGAGUUCCUGAUGGUGGAUGUCUUAAUUUGGUUUCUAAACAAAGUUCCAUUUAUAAUUUGAGCAUAUUCACAGAAAAGAAUGAUAAGCUCCACAAAUACGAAACACUUAAUCUUAGUAAAUUUAGUUCAGCUAGUCCCCCCCUAAGCAGAGCUACCAGUCCUUUGAAUCAUGACCAUGAUCAAGGACUGAAAGGCUGGCAUCUUGUUAAGCAUCAUGACAACGAAAACCAGAAAGAAGGUGAACGAGGAAAUAAGAUGGUUUCGGAAAUUUAUUUAACUCGUCUCCUGGCAACUAAGGGUACUCUGCAGAAGUUCGUUGACGAUUUGUUCGAAACAAUCUUCAGUACGGCUCACAGAGGCUCAGCUCUGCCUCUAGCUAUCAAAUAUAUGUUCGAUUUUCUGGACGAUCAGGCCCUUCAACACGGUAUAUCCGACCCUGAAGUUGUCCACACCUGGAAGAGUAAUUCCUUACCGCUCAGAUUCUGGGUGAAUCUCAUUAAGAAUCCUAAUUUCGUUUUCGAUAUUCACAAAUCGAAUAUUGUUGAUUCUUGUCUGUCUGUUGUUGCUCAAACAUUCAUGGAUUCUUGUUCCACAUCUGACCAUAGAUUAGGCAAGGAUUCACCAAGUUCCAAACUAUUAUAUGCCAAGGACAUCCCAUGCUAUAAGGAAUGGGUCGAGAGAUAUUAUUCAGAUAUCAAAGUGAUGCCAGCUAUAUCUGAUCAAGAUAUGAAUGCUAUGUUAGCAGAAGAAUCUAGACUCCAUACAACAGAGUUCAACACAAACUGCGCUUUGCACGAACUCUACACCUACGCUAUGAAGUACAACGAACAACUAACAGUGACUUUAGAGGAGGACGAGUUCUCGCAGAAACAGCGAUUAGCUUACAAGCUAGAACAAGUUCAUAACAUAAUGGCAGUGGAUGGGCAACCAUGAUAUUGGCCUGACGUUACCCACCCUUCGGCACCACCACUGUCGACGUUGCUAAUUUCGGGUACGCAAGAACUCGCCUGCUGAUGAUGAAAACUUACAUAUCUAACGAUAACCAGACGUGAGACGUUCAAUGUAUUCGAGUAUCAGUAAGUAAUUGUUUCUGUGUCGAAACUGUGUUUAAACCGUUGGUGCGCACUUAAGUGACUCAAGUGCCUCUGGUUAAAUGAGUUGUACUGUCUAUAUACAGAUUAUUGUAUUAUAUUUUUAUGAUAAUUGUUCCGUUUAUGCUUUUCUGUGCCCAUAUGGCAUUACCAUUUAUUAAUCGUACAUGAAACAAAUAUGGAAUGCUUUUUAAAUAAUUGUAUAAUUGAUGUACCUUGUAUUUAUCUUUGUACAGUUUUAUAUUUUUAUAUUUAGUUAAUUGCAAUCACGAUGAUUGUCUUCCGCAAUGAGGGAAGUAGCAGGGUGUAGUGUUUAUUUGCGAUCUUUCAAUCAUCAAUCGUAUCAGCUUGGCUGGAAAAAACUAUACCCUUAUCAAUCAUUACAAAAAAAAAAUUUCAAUUUUGAGCAUGGCGAGUAAAUUCGGUAUGGUUUUUUUUGUGUCACCUGAUGAAACCUCUACAUACUGUGCACAAGUUGUGUCAGUGUGAAUUGUGUACGUGUAUAAAGGCUGUGUACAUUUUCUGUAUCAUAUUUUAAAAAUAGAAAAUUGCUGUAUUGCUUAACAGUGAAAUAACAUCGUAAAUUUUCUUCGUUUACUACAGAAUUUUCAACUCACCAACCUGGCUGUAAAAUUUUUAUUAAGAUUUAUUACACUUUUUCCAAUCCUAUGCUUCAGACAAAAUGAAUUUCCCAAAGUUUCAAAGUAAUUUUGUCAUUACCUAAUAUUUUCCACAAUGGAAAGUGUGGUGAAGAUUGAUGAAUCAUUUUAGAUUGUUUCAAAUGUGGUUGGUUAUACACACAGUACAUACAUAUACAAUUUAGUCCUUUAUUUCAAAGUUACAGGAGAUUUGAAGCUGAUGAAUGCAUUUAUGUGUUUCCCCGUGAAACAAAAUUUAUGUGAAACUAUAUGCAAAAAAUACUAGCUUUGUUGUUUUUAUAUAUAUAUAUACAUAGGAAUUUGAGAGAUUUUUCCAUGAUUUUAUUCAUAAACUAACGAAAUUUUUUGGGAAAAAUCUAAAUACAAUUCAAUGGGUGCUUGAUUUAUUUAUUUCCAAUCAUUGUUCUUCUUUUCCAAAACAUCUAUCUUUUUGUGUACAAAUAAUCAAUUGUAUAUUUAAAUGUUCCUUCAUCUCAGUCAUUCCAUUUAAAUUAUAUAGAUGUCAAACAUUAUCUCUUAUUGUUAAUAUAUGUGCUGUUGUUGUUUGAUAAAUUCCAUUAAGAAUUGCUUCAAAUUUUCUUUCUUUCCAUCGAUAUUAUUUUAUGAAAAACAUCUUUUCAACUUGUAAAUAUAUUUUUAAUUUGUUGAUAAACAAAAAAGUCUUCAAUUAUUGUGAAUUCUGAUUUACGAAACUUGUAAUUUUUUCUUCUGGUGUACCAUAUAGCUAUAAGUUGUGAAUUCUAUUAUUUUUAUAUUGAUUGGCCAUCAACAACGUUUCAACAUAGCACAUCAAAUUGAAAUAACCCCAAUGACGAAAAUUUUUAGCAAUUCGUUUAACUUCAUGUGAUCCAUGUUUCAUGUGUAUUUUAGUGUAUUCAAUUCAAUGAAAGAUAACAUUUUAUUGAUUCUAUUUGAUGUCCGAAUAUCUACUACCAACUUCAAUUCUAUUAUCAAAUUUUUGUACUAAUUGAGAUUCAAUUCUAAUGGUUUAAGCAUUGAGAUAGAUGGAAUCUGCAAUUUGAACAGAUAUUUCAGAAGCUAUGGAAAAAGAUUCAGUUGGGUGGAAUAUCAAAUUAUAUCGAGUUGUAGAUAGAAUUGGCUUCAAAUAGAUGAUGAUAUUAAUAAUUGUGAUCCAAUUAUUUUGUUUUGUCUGAAGUAGAAAUGGAUGUACUAUCAUAUUGUUUGUCUAAUAUAAUUGGUAUCAUCAUUUUUCAAAUUGUAACCGUCCUUGCGAAGUAAUGGGCAAAUUUUCACAGUCUAGCUGAAUUUUAGAAUAUGGAAGGACUAGCAGAUAAUUGGAAUGUUAAGGACCAACAUACGGUAUUUCUUAUAAACCAUAUCAUUUAAUUUUCAUAGUAGAAUAUUGAUAUAUUGGGGCCACUAUUAUGUAAAUUUUAACUAAUUUCUUGUUUCCACCGACAACUAUUUAAAAUCGUUAAUAAUUUCGUUCAUAAUUACAAUUUGGGUUUAUCAGAAUAUCUGUGCCAAAAAUAUCUUUCCUUCAGAAUUUUUUCAUAGAGUAUGUUCAUAUUUCAACGUGUUAAGUUCAUAUAUUGGGGUAGGAAGUGAACAAAAAAUUGAAGUCUCAUUCUGAGAAUUUGGCUAGAAUGUUAGAAAGGCCCGUAUGGACAGCUACGCAUAUCAACAGUUCCAGGAAUAAUGCACUAACAUUUAAUUUGUAUUUUCCUCAAGAAUUUUAAGAACUAGGGAAAAAUAAAUGUAAAAUCGCAAAGAACUGUCAAUAGUGCGUAGUAAUAACGCUAUUUGUAUAUACUUAUAAGUGUGAGAGUGUGUGCAUGUGCACGAUAUAUUUAUGGUAUUAUUGUAUGUACUGAUUGCAUCUGCAAUAAUAAGAUAGUUAUGUAUUACUAUUAUAUGUUAAAAAAGACUGAAUGGAAUUAUUUGAAAAUAUUAAAAAACUUAAAACAGA
Messenger RNA from Harmonia axyridis, 8893 nucleotides. Its product is annotated as plexin-A4. The transcript has 17 exons. Gene Ontology annotation, biological process: regulation of cell shape; negative regulation of cell adhesion; regulation of cell migration. Gene Ontology annotation, cellular component: semaphorin receptor complex. Gene Ontology annotation, molecular function: semaphorin receptor activity; protein binding. Bases 390 to 6146 code for a protein of 1918 amino acids. The record is from RefSeq and is a predicted model, not a curated record. NCBI's taxonomy places the organism in Eukaryota, Metazoa, Arthropoda, Insecta, Coleoptera, Coccinellidae.